UUACAUUUCUGUCUGUUCAGAGCCGAGUUGCUUCUCAGAGAGAAGUUUAAUCCAAUUCCUACCUACCGCUUCGGUCCCAUUUCAACUCGCAAAGUAGCUGCAGCCUUUUUCUUCCUCUUCUUCAGCAUCGUUGUUUUCGCAGCAACUUGAAGUAAAUCCGAGUCCUGCUUCCUACUUUUUCUGUGGAAACGAUUUUUGUUUCAGAACUGACUUUUCCGAACCAAGAAUGGCGAAGCAAGGAUACAAGCUACAGGAAUUUGUGGCCCAUUCAGGCAGCGUCAAUUGUUUAAAAAUUGGAAAGAAGGCAUGCCGCCUUUUCAUUACAGGAGGGGAUGAUCACAAGGUCAAUUUAUGGACGAUUGGCAAACCAGCAUCUUUGAUGAGUCUCAAUGGUCAUAGUAGUCCAGUCGAAUCUGUGGCUUUUGAUUCAGCUGAAGUGUUAGUUCUUGCUGGAGCAUCAGCUGGUGCAAUAAAGCUUUGGGAUCUGGAAGAGGCAAAGAUGGUUCGCACUCUUACUGGACACCGAUCCAAUUGCACUGCUGUUGAGUUUCACCCAUUUGGUGAAUUUUUUGCAUCUGGAUCCAUGGACUCUAAUCUCAGAAUUUGGGAUAUCCGGAAAAAAGGAUGCAUUCAUACAUACAAGGGUCAUAGCCAGCGCAUCAGUACUAUAAAAUUUACUCCAGAUGGCCGCUGGGUAGUUUCUGGUGGGUUUGAUAAUGUUGUAAAGGUGUGGGAUCUGACAGCUGGAAAGCUCUUGCAUGACUUCAAGUUUCAUGAAGGACAUAUUAGGUCCAUCGAUUUCCAUCCACUUGAGUUUCUUAUGGCUACAGGUUCGUUGGACAGAACAGUGAAAUUCUGGGAUUUAGAAACAUUUGAACUUAUUGGAUCGGCUAGAUGCGAAGCUACUGGGGUACGCUCAAUAGCUUUUCAUCCUGAUGGAAGAACCCUGUUUGCUGGACUUGAGGAUAGUUUAAAGGUUUAUUCUUGGGAGCCUGUUAUAUGUCAUGAUACUGUUGAUAUGGGAUGGACAGCACUUGGUGACCUCUGCAUUCAUAAUGGGAAACUUUUGGGUUGUUCAUUCUACCGCAAUUCUGUCGGAAUUUGGGUGGCAGAUAUAUCGCUUAUUCAACCUUAUGGUGGUGGAAUGGAACCCAAGAAAAAAGAAGGCACAGAGAAAAUUUUUAGUCUUGAGGGAAGCCAACUGGAGAAUGUGGAGGUUGGUCUGGGUCUUACUUCAGGGUUGCACUGUUUGUCUUCUGACAGUGAGUCAAAAGUGAUAAAGAAUAUAUACAUAGACUCCUCUGGAAGUAAACCUAUUGCUUUACAGAGAUCUGGGUCUUAUAAUUCUCCAAAAGUGGAUGUACCAGAUGAUUCCAAGGAAAUUUGUAAUUUGGGAACACUGAAACAGAACCCUGCAUCAGUUCAUGCAAAAUCAAAUGGACAAUCUCUUAGAAAGUCUUUUAUUGUGCCGAAUGUUGUGCCUCAGGACACUCCUGAUGGUAAAGAUUCAGCAAAACCUGGAAGAGAAACUAUCACCUUUUCAAGAACAAAACCCGGAAUGUUACUCAAGCCAGCUCAUGUAAGAAGAGCAUCCACUGGCAGAUUUGAUGUUGAUAGAUUUUCAGCAGACGUGGAUUCUGGAGCUUUUGGUUAUACAAGAAGUAAAUUGGAAGAUGCAAAGGAUCCUGACUUCCAAAUGAAGCUAGAGUCCCAGAAUGAAGUCAGAGAAUCUUGUGAAGAUAAAUAUCCUAUUAAGAGUAUUACAGAAAACUAUGAAAAGACUUCACCUCCAAACAAACUCAAUGGCCAAGAAAGAUGUGCGGAAUCCUCCCCUUGCAAUGAGAGUAGUCCCGUUAAAUAUGUCAAUGGAGUUGCUGUUGUACGAGGAAGGACCCGUUCUCUGGUUGAGAGGUUUGAAAGAAGGGAAAAGGUUCACACUAGUGAAGAUCAAACUAAUGCAAACCCUGCCAUUAUAUGUGAAAAAAUGGGAAAUGUCAAUGAAGAUCAAACUAAUGCAUCGCUUACCAGAGUGUUGGAAAGGCAAGAAAGAGGCAAUGAAGAUCGAAGUGAUACUCCCCCCAUACCUGCCAUGAUGUCUGAAACUAUUAAAGCCCCCACCAUUCUGAAAGGUGAGCCUCAAGUUUCUGGGAGGGAUGUAAGCUCUGCGAAUGAAGGGGAAAUUAUUGAGGGCCUGAUGCAGACUCAUGAUGUAACUUUAAGCAGUCUUCGCUCACGCUUGACAAAAUUACAGGUGGUGCGCCAUUUUUGGGAACGGAGGGACUUCAAAGGUGCAAUAAAUGCUCUGAGAAAGCUGCCAGAUCAAUCUGUGCAAGCAGAUGUGGUCAGUGUUCUUGUGGAGAAGUUGGAGAUUCUCACCUUAGAUUCGUUUUCUUUCUUGCUUCCUGUGCUCAGUGGCUUGCUGGAUAGCAAGACAGAAAGACAUAUAAAGGUGUCAUUGGAUAUUUUAUUAAAGCUGGUGGCAGUCUUUGGUCCAACAAUUCAUGCAGCCAUUUCGGCGACUCCCUUUGUUGGGGUUGACUUGCAUGCGGAGGAAAGGCGGGAAUGCUGCCAUCAAUGCUUUUUGCAGCUGCAAAAGAUUCAAAAGAUUCUUCCAAUACUAAUGCGGAGGGGUGAUUUACUGGCCAGGUCUGCCCUAGAGUUAAAUCUAGUUCUUCAACAAUCCUGUUGAAGAUACCGUGGCCAUAGAUGGAUAAUGUGCAGAACAUGAAAAGCCUUCAUGUUGGAAUGUUGUGAAUUGUGAUUGCAGCCAACAAUUUUGUCUUGGUGACAUGUUCUACUCGCUAUCAUCAUCGGCUUUGGAUCAAUGGCAGAGCGUUAUAACAAUGAGAUUUUCCAGAGAGCUGAAUAGGAUAUUUUUCCUCAUCUUUAUGAUAUCUCUGAACUGCAGGUUCAUCUUCCUGAACUGAAUUCGUUUAUGUCGUGCAUUGUUUUUGUUUAUUCUUUUUUCUUUUAUACAAGAGGGGUUGGUUGGCCUGAAGACCACAGCCUAAUCCCUAUGCGUCGUUCAGCUCUGUCAAUGUAUAGUAGGUGCAAAUUUGUAUGUAUCUACUGAUAUCCAAUGAAAUGAAUAAUCAUUUUUUUUGGCACAUGGAAUAAUCA
Messenger RNA from Prosopis cineraria, 3120 nucleotides. RefSeq names its product katanin p80 WD40 repeat-containing subunit B1 homolog KTN80.1-like. Lineage: Eukaryota; Viridiplantae; Streptophyta; Magnoliopsida; Fabales; Fabaceae. The coding region runs from base 227 to 2689 and encodes 820 amino acids. The transcript is spliced from 18 exons. Gene Ontology annotation, cellular component: katanin complex. Gene Ontology annotation, molecular function: microtubule binding. The record is from RefSeq and is a predicted model, not a curated record. Gene Ontology annotation, biological process: microtubule severing; microtubule depolymerization.